AUGGCCCAGAUCCAUCUGUGGCUGGUGGCAGGGGCCAUGCUCUGCUCCAGCCCUGCUGGUUCUCUUGAGGAGAUCUUACUUUGGAUCCAUAGAGGAGACACCCUGAGAGUCUUCAAUCUUUUGAGGCAACUGCAAAGGACCCCGCCUCACCUAUGCCUGGAUCACAGAAACGACUUCAAAUUUCCUUGGAAUAGGGGGACAAUCACCCAGAUGCAGAAGACACAACAUACCUGUUUCCACCAUCUGAUGCUCCUGCAGAUCCUCAGCCUCUUCACAACACACCACAGCCUCGCUGCAUGGGACCACACCCUCCUCUCUCAACUCCUCUCCAGCCUUCAUCACAGCCUGGAGCACCUGGAGCAGAGGGAAGGAGAAAAUCGGGCUUGUCCCAGUGUGGGAAUUCUCGUCCGGAAGUACUUCCAAAGCAUCCAUCACUACCUGAGAGGGAAGAACUACAGCUUCUGUGCCUGGGAGGUCCUCAGAGUGGAGGUGACAGUCCACCUUUUAGUCCUGUAG
Messenger RNA from Eptesicus fuscus (big brown bat), 516 nucleotides. Its product is annotated as interferon omega-1-like. Lineage: Eukaryota; Metazoa; Chordata; Mammalia; Chiroptera; Vespertilionidae. Gene Ontology annotation, biological process: response to exogenous dsRNA; natural killer cell activation involved in immune response; humoral immune response. The record is from RefSeq and is a predicted model, not a curated record. Gene Ontology annotation, cellular component: extracellular region. The transcript has a single exon. Bases 1 to 516 code for a protein of 171 amino acids. Gene Ontology annotation, molecular function: cytokine activity; type I interferon receptor binding.